Molecule: messenger RNA, 1254 nt
Organism: Nicotiana tabacum (common tobacco)
Lineage: Eukaryota; Viridiplantae; Streptophyta; Magnoliopsida; Solanales; Solanaceae
Source: RefSeq, a predicted model, not a curated record
AUGCGGGCCCUUGAACACGACGAGGAAGACUUCUUCGUACCCCGAAUCUUCGUCGCCCCCAAGGAAUCUAACGCGACCAGGUCAACAGUCGAGGAGCUGGAGCAAACCGUUUUGAUCAAACACCUCCCGGAUCGCAAGGUCUACCUGGGAACGGGGCUGACCCCUGAACUUAGAGCAGAGUUUAUUCAACUCCUUAGUAAUAGUAUCGACUAUUUCGCUUGGUCCCACUUAGAUAUGAAAGAUUUCGUGGCCGACUUCUCGCCAACCCUCGUGCCUGAGGUAGAGAAGGAGAUUUUAUUAAAAUCAGGCAUAUCCUCCAGGGUAUGGACCCUGUUCAUAGAUGGUGCCACAAAUGUAAGGGGAUCCGGACUCGGUAUAGUCCUAAAGCAGCCCGUUGGCGGCAUAAUCAGACAAUCCAUAAAAACCACAAAAUUGACUAACAAUAAAGCCGAGUAUGAGGCUAUGAUUUCAGGUUUAGAGUUGGCCAAAAGUUUGCGAGAUGAGACUGUUGCGGCAAAAUGUGACUCGCUCCUCGUGGUAAGCCAAGUAAAUGGAAGCUAUGAAGCCCAAGAAGACAGGAUGCAAAGGUAUUUGGACAAAAUCCAAAUCGCAUUGCAUCGCUUCAAAGAAUGGACCUUAGUCCAUGUACCUCGAGAGAAAAAUUGCGAGGUCGAUGCCCUCGCGAACCUAGGAUCUUACGCUGAGAAAGAAGACCUGCUCCCCAAAACCGUCGUUCAACUGUUCAAAUCUGUGGUCGAGGAAGGUCACGCAGAAAUUAACUCCACCAGUCUGACAUGGGAAUGGAGAAACAAAUACAUCGUUUAUUUGAAGGACGGAAAGCUACCCACGGAUCACAAAGAAUUAAGGGCCAUGCGAACCAAAGCAGCCAAGUUCUCACUCAACGAAAAUGGGGCUCUUUACAGGAGAACUUUUGAUGGUCCCCUGGAGAUAUGCUUGGGGCCGGGUGACACGGAUCACGUGCUUCGGGAGAUCCACGAGGGCACUUGCGGAAAUCACUCUGGGCCCGAUUCCUUAGUCCGAAAAGUGAUCAGAGUAGGCUAUUAUUGGGACAGCGUGGAAAAAGAUGCCAGGGAAUUCGUCCGAAAAUGCAACAAGUGUCAGAGGUUUGCUCCCAUGAUUCACCAGCCCAGGGAACAACUGCAUUCCGUUUUAUCACUAUGGCCAUUUAUGAAAUGGGGGAUGCACAUUGUCGGCCCUUUGCCGACGGCGCCAGAUAAGGCCAGAUUCAUUUAA